AUGAAUUGGUUCUUACGGCAGAAAAACACCUGCAAAAUGUCGCCAAAUAAGCCAGUAGACACGUCAGCGAGUGAAGAACGAAAGCCAGACGGACAAACAGAGAUAUACGUGAAUCCUACGCCUACAACAUCAACGUCUUCUGAACAGCCAACAUCGCCUGCCACUCCCGAUUUUGUGGCAGCUCUUGGAAAGAUGCUGAAUUCCCCAGGAGGAAUGUCGCCUUUACCAUUUCCUUUUGGUAUGCCUCUGCUCCCAAUGUUUCCGCCAAUUUUACCGGCCAACUUCUAUCCUUGGCUGCUCACACCACCACUUCUAUCUCCUUCACCUAACAUUACCAACCCUUUCCCGCCAUUGCCUUGCCCAAUUCCUUUGGCACCCUUAUCCACUCACCUACUCGAUGUUAGGAAAAAUGUGGAGGCUCUCGUCCAUAAGCUUUUUUCGCCAACCGUGUCGCCACCUCUUUUCGGAACUCAGCCGACAUCGUCUUCAAAUAGCAGUGGCAUGAGCAGUCCACUGACCUCUUCACAGAAUUCCACUAACACUCCUCAAGCCAAUUUGCUUCACGCGGAUCAAGCGCAAGUGAGCGGCGAGUCUUCUCCGGGACCCGUUGAACAAAUGGUUCCAGCGGAUCUUCUUUUCAAGAAAGAAUUGAAAGUAUUCGGCACGACUGCUCCGCCAUUUAAUAGUAAUAGCGAUGAGUCAGGAUUGUGCUACUUCGCUUUUUUUUCAGUUGCUCCACAACGGCGUUUCCCGUGCAUGCCACUGCCGUCCAUCCAUCCGGCAACUCAAGCAGCGAUGGCUUCUGUUUCCGGACCGAUGCAGCAGGCAAUGAUGCCAUGCAGUGCUAUUGCUGGUCCAUCGAGAAUGCCUACCGAUGCGUCUCAUCCUGUUCAAGUGCAAAACAUGCCGUUUGUACCGGGUCCAUCGGCUUCGAAAUUCCGCGAGGGUCAAGGGCUUCCUAGCACGAAUGGCCUACCUAGUUCGUCCAGUGUGGCGUCCGUUAAUCCAUCGCCAUUCAUGGUUAACAUGGAUUCACAAAAUUCAGUGCAGCGAUCCGUUCGGCCUGCUGCUAGGUAUUAUCCAUCGGGUAAGAAAAUCGGUCGUCCGCCGGGUUCUUAUAAGCGAUUUGACCAGUCUUCAACUUCUAAGAACAAGUUAACUCUAAGUGAUGUUCUGAGGAAGGAUUCUGAAGAAUGUAAUGUUUCCAACGAAGUUGUCGACGUUGAGACUCUAACCGAAGAAAAAUGCGAAUGGGACCAAUGUCAACUGGUAUUUUCUACUCAAAAAGCUUUAGUGGACCAUGUGGCCGAGUGUCAUGUGAACAUUUCAAAUCGAGAUUGGGUUUGUAAAUGGAGAGGAUGUGAACGUACAGAACCUUUUCGAGCUCUCUAUAUGCUCGUUGUUCAUGUACGCAAGCACACAGGCGAAAAACCGAACGAGUGCACGCAUCCAGGGUGCAACAAAUCAUACAGUCGCCUUGAGAAUUUGAAAACGCACAUGAGGACGCACACUGGAGAGAAGCCAUAUGCUUGUGAGAUUCCUGGAUGUCCAAAAGCCUUCAGCAAUGCAAGUGAUCGCGCCAAACACCAGAAUAGAACGCAUUCCAACCUGAAACCCUAUAUGUGUCCUGUUGCACAAUGCGGCAAGAGUUAUACGGAUCCAUCGUCGUUGAGAAAACAUAUCAAGACUGUACAUGGAGAUGAAGCCUACGAAAGGGCGAAGAAAAAUCGACCACACAAUACUGGUGGAAGACGAAAGAAAGCCAACAGCAUGUUGCCUACAAUGCCUUUGAACAUUUUGCAUUUCGCUGCAAUGCAGCAGAAAGCCAACAGCAUGUUGCCUACAAUGCCUUUGAACAUUUUGCAUUUCGCUGCAAUGCAGCAGCAGCUAUCCCAAAAUGGUAAUACCAGUGAACCUGGCAUGGAGACUGAGACUGUAUCGAGCAUAGAGCAAGACGAUCCCCAGGAGAAUCCUAAAGAUACAUCGAACACCUCUCCUUGUUCGGAAGACUUUAAAUUGAUUCAUCACGGCAAUGGAGAUGACGGUACAAGAGCUAUGUCACACGGCUCAGCUGCUUCUGGAUCAGGCUCUGUCUCAGGAGCUGCUCCCAGUCCUGCGGGCUCUUCAGUUUCAUGCCAUUCCGGCGGUACUGGCGGUUCCGCUUCCAGUACAUCGUCCAGUAGCCAUCAACAGUCUAGUAGUUUCUUCAUCGAUAGAAUCCUCAACGGUGUGAGCAAAGCGGGCAACUUCACGGAGCAAAAACGCUUGUUCCAAGAGGCUUUCAGUCAUCCAGAUUUUCGUUGGGAAAUGUUGUCUGGCUUUAACUUACCAAAUCUGGAUGCUCUCUUGAAAAGUGUUCAAGAGCCCAAGGGGAAAGCGGAGUUCAAGGAGUUUAAUUCGUUCACUUCGGAUGGUUCAAGCUUCAAUCAAGUUUUUGUGCCUGGUGCUAUGGCGAAAAACGCCCACUUGAAAGAGGAUCCGUUGGCGAAAUAUCCUAGACAGAAAGACGAUGAAUGGUCAUCAGUACAUGGUUUUUCUGACGGUAGCCUUUCUGCAACAGUUCUUCCUUUCCAGACUUACGGCGAGGAUGAUGACGAAAUCGUCGAUGACCCAGCGCCUCUGGAUACGAUGGAUGACCUUUUCCCAUCCCCUAAUAACGAAGGCGGUGUACUAGUGGCAACUCGCCAUCCAUAUCACCUCUCAGGACGCUUUUCAUGUGUUCAUGAAAAGUAUAAGUUACCAAUGUUGGAUAGCGACCAGCUUUCUGCUGAGCUGGGCUCCGUUUUUCUCAGUGAUGCUGCAUUGGAGGUCAAUGAAGAUGCGUUAUUGGAUCCUACUACGGGCGGGAUGCUGAAUCCUGAAACGGAGCAUCCUCAUCCGUUUGUUGGAAUACCUUUGGGAAGUUGCUCUAUGGCCAGUGAUUGUAGCUCACCACUUAGCUCUCAAGCGCAUUAUGUUCACGGCUCGUAUACUAGUAUCGAGUCACAAGUGCUUUCCGAAGCUAACAAUUUGGAACCGGAUGCGCUCAAUCCAGAUUAUGGCCAUUAUUCAGAGACGGAUGUGCAAGGCGAAUACGUUCCCCGUGUUUCACCACCUCUGGUUCCUCAUUUUGAACAAAGCUUCAUGCCUAUGGAGCAUCUCUCGGAGACUCAUAACUCACCAGUUUCUGAGCUUGUGCUCUCGACCGCUCCUCGUUCUGAGUGUGAGUUCGCUCACCGCCACAUGCAAUUUGAACAGCAGAUUGAGGAUGAGGGAAUUAUGAUGAACGCGAGGCUACCUCCGCCAGAACGCCUUCUCUACCGCCCUGGAAUGGAUAUUCUGAAUGCUGGAGUCCUUGUACAAGCUCAUGGUCAUUGCGAACCAGUCUGGUACACGGAAGGAGAUCAAUAUAAUAUCUUCAAUGAGGCAGAGGUCGUCGGUGCGGAACCUACUGAAGAGGGUCCACAAACCACGGAUGAGCUGUUUGCGACUGAACCUGCAACAACUCCACCGCUUUCAGAAGAUUUUGAUGCUGUGCGGGACCUUUCGCUCUCAUCUGAAGAACAGCAAUGGGUAUCGUCAGGGAUCCAUCAGACAGGAAUCGACUGUGUGCGAGUUGCGCCACAAAGCGGUGAGCUCGUUUGGAUCGGAGCUGACUGUCGGCAGAGCUUUGCCUACUCCUGUGAAAUUGCUCCAUGUGAUUCGGAAACUCUAUGCAGUCAAGACGUUUAA
Cooperia oncophora is the source of this 3711-nucleotide messenger RNA. Lineage: Eukaryota; Metazoa; Nematoda; Chromadorea; Rhabditida; Trichostrongylidae. The record is from the annotation of a GenBank genome assembly.